UGUAUAGCAAGAAUCCAGCUUGGACGUAAAGAUCGCAUUCCUUAGUACCUUGGUUAUUGCCAAAAACGAAGAAAUCAAGAAUUAUGGAUGGAAAGGAGAAUAAAAUAGUGAAAGAAGAACAUCCGUCAAAAGAAAAUGAUCAAGUUCAAACCAAUGACUCCAUGGAUAUAGACAAGAACGAAGGGUCAACAGUUCAUAAUGAUCAUGCUGAUAAACAGCCUUCUGACGAAAGAAAGGAACCUACUGAAAAUAAAAGAAGUAAGCGAAUGUUUGGUGCUUUGCUUGGGACUUUAGGUAAAUUUCAAAAGGAGGCAGAACGUGAAAAACAGUCGGAAACGCGAGUAAGGCGUGCUGAGUUGGAAAAAAAAUUAGCCAAGCGUCAAGAAGAAGAAAGAAAAGAAUUGGAUAUACAGGAGAGUCAGGAGCAAGAACAGCGAGAAAAGGAUUUGGCCCAGGAGAGGAGGGUCGCUAUGGAGGAUUUAGAAUUGGACUUGAAAGAUUUGAAACAAACGCUAAAAAAGCAAGAGUCUACUUUUCUGAAAACGAAUACAGAGCCACGCUUGUAUUAUAGACCUUAUUAUUUAUUGCCUAGCCAAAAGGAAUACUUGGAUCAAGUCCGAGAAGAAAAGGACUGAAAGAAUCAUAAAGGAUAAAGAAAUAAUAUUUUGGCUAUGAUUUAUAUUUAUUGUUCAUUUCAGUGUCAAUAUCUGUGGGUAUUACUGGUUAUGAAAAGAAAAGCAGGAUGUGCAACCUGUUGGUGAUGAGAAUCAUAUUAGCUUUCAAAGGUUACAGGAAUGAUACUAAGAGCUUCUCUGUUGUUAAGUAAAAGCUUACAGGAAGAAGAAUUUGUUUUUCCGACGACGAGCUGAGUUAUCAGUGUACUUUGAAGGGUAUGUUCUGGGCAUCCAUUAAUAUCUUAAGUAUCCAUCCUCAUUGAGAGAGUACUCAUUAUUGAAAUCAUUAAUUCUGAAAGUGUUCCUGGAUUACAUGAAAGCUAGAUUUGGAUGGAUGUAAUCCAAAAACCAACUAACUUCGCAUUCGCUAAACUAAUGAACAGCAAAGGAAACAAUAUGGCUUCUGGAAUGAUAUACCUUAGAUUUAGAACUUAUAGAAUCUCUUACUUUUCUUUUUCUUAUAUAUAUAUUCCUCAUUAAGACAUUCCAUACAGGAUUUGCUAACAUUCAUCCCAAGUCAGAAAAAAAAAAGGGAGAAAAAAUUUUCACUCAAUACUUAUUUAUUUUUCUAUUAAGUUCUUUAUUUAUUUUUUUUUCUU
Schizosaccharomyces cryophilus OY26 is the source of this 1273-nucleotide messenger RNA. RefSeq lists its product as uncharacterized. NCBI's taxonomy places the organism in Eukaryota, Fungi, Ascomycota, Schizosaccharomycetes, Schizosaccharomycetales, Schizosaccharomycetaceae. The transcript has 2 exons. The record is from RefSeq and is a predicted model, not a curated record. The coding region runs from base 84 to 635 and encodes 183 amino acids. Gene Ontology annotation, cellular component: catalytic step 2 spliceosome.